Fusarium tjaetaba is the source of this 1512-nucleotide messenger RNA. RefSeq lists its product as uncharacterized. NCBI's taxonomy places the organism in Eukaryota, Fungi, Ascomycota, Sordariomycetes, Hypocreales, Nectriaceae. The transcript has 8 exons. Bases 1 to 1512 code for a protein of 503 amino acids. The record is from RefSeq and is a predicted model, not a curated record.
AUGGCGAUUUACUCCCAUUUUCCUGGACAACAGGCCCGCCAGCGAAAGGAGAAACAAAGCUCGCCCAAACUCCUAUUCGUUGCGUUUGAUGGGACGUGGCACGGUAGCGUCAAAAGCUCAAAGGAGACUGUGGUUUCCAGCCUACCCGAUCUCAUCUCGAAGGGCGAGCACAUUCGGAAGAUUCGUGUCAACGGAGUAGGCACUGAUGGUUUGACAGACAAGAUUCUCGGUGGUCUUGGUGGUUGGGGUACACGUCGGAAUGUCAUCACAGCCUAUAGGAACAUCGCCGAUGAUUACAACAAAGGUGAUAGGAUCAUCUUUUGUGGCUACUCUCGAGGGGCAUGGGCGGCUCGUUAUCUUGCAAUGAUAAUUGACUGUCUAGGUCUUGUUCGCGAUGGCGACACGGAGUUCUUCAAGCGCUUGUAUGACGUAUGUAAGAAAGAUCCAUAUCUUGCCGAGGCCAACAAGGAUGAGUUACGACUCAAUUACAACUUUUGGGAUGACAUUCAAAUCGAUGCACUUUGCUGUUUUGAUACUGUUGGUUCGCUGGGCAUCCCACUGUUUGGUAUUGCAAAGCCACUAUCCUAUCUUCACCGAAGCAAGUAUAAAACCAAGGUCAUAGACCAUGUUCGAAAUAAUGUGAAAUAUUCCUUCCAUGCUCUGGCGCUACACGAGACUAGAAGUCCUUAUAGUCCAACUUACAUGUGCGGACACAACGUCCACCAGGUCUUCUUCCUAGGCGAUCAUGGUAACAUGGGUAAGCUUGGACAACAAGAAGGCCUUGUGCAUGCCCCUCUCGCUUGGAUGGUUCAACAACUAUCUUCCCACCUGAGUGUUUCCUUCGAUGAAGAUAAACUCAAAAAGCGCUUCCCAAGCUACACCUCUGAACGGCAAACUGAGGCGAUGUCUCGACAAGCUACCCAUGACACCACUCACGAAGCCAUGAUGAAGCAUGCCUGGUGCUGCCCGAGCGGUUCUAUCCCUGGAGCCGGAGCCGGCAGGCUAGUCAUCAUGGGUAGAAAAGAUCGGAACCCAGGAAUGGUUCUCAACUACUGCGACACCGAUUGUACUGAUUCCAGUACAGGCGAAUCAGCUCAGCAUGAAACUACUUCAGCUCAUGCCCAGAUACAUAUUGGCGCUCGUGGAAGACAAGAAUGUGGCUUUACCGAUGCAGUGCCAGGGUAUGUUGGCGUUCAGCCUAUGGAUCCGAAGCAAGUGUUUUUCUGGAAGAGAAAAGCGACGGAUGAGCUGGAAGUUGAGUCUGCGGAUAUCAUUCAGGAGGCAAAGGUUGGAUACUUGGAGGCGAGGCUCUUGGGACUUCCUGCGGCGGCAGCUAGUCAUCCGGAAUGCUGUGGCCUGAACCAGAUACGAGAAGAGGAUGUUGAUGCUGAAGUCUCAGCUGAGAAUGAAGAUACAUGGGACUCAAAUUUGAAGCAAGCUAGAGUUCGUAACGGCCCAGUGACCUACCCUGAACCUAAGCAGUCACCAUCACAACGACGAUUACGAUCUUGA